Molecule: messenger RNA, 2649 nt
Organism: Neopsephotus bourkii (Bourke's parrot)
Lineage: Eukaryota; Metazoa; Chordata; Aves; Psittaciformes; Psittacidae
Gene: MYLK2
Product: myosin light chain kinase 2
Exons: 12
Coding region: 1-2649 (882 amino acids)
Biological process (GO): positive regulation of apoptotic process; intracellular signal transduction; protein phosphorylation
Cellular component (GO): nucleus; cytoplasm
Molecular function (GO): myosin light chain kinase activity; ATP binding
Source: RefSeq, a predicted model, not a curated record
AUGAGCCCAGGCAGGAGAAGAGCAGGAGAGGCUGCAGGAGGGAAGGCAGAGCCAGCCCCGACUGCUCCAGAGCCCCAGGAUGGAAAGAAGGCAGCGCUGGCAGAGCAAGCUUCAGCUGAGCAGCACGAUGGAGGGGAAGCAGCACCUACAGAGGAGAAGGUGCCGGCUGCUGCCAAGGCCCAGGAUGGAGGGAGGAAUGAGCCAGGGAAGAAGGCUCCGGCUGCAGUAAAGCCUGAAGGAGGGCAGGCAGCACCCAUGGAGGAGAAGGCUCCAGCUGCUGCUAAGGCUGAGGAUGGAGGGAAGGAUGAGCCCAAGGAGGAGAAGGCUCCAGCUGCAGGAAAGCCCAAAGGAGAGCAAGCAGAGCCCACAGAGGGGAAGGGCCCGGCUGGAGCAGAGGCUCAGGAUGGAGGGAAGGAUGAGCCCAUGAAGGAGCAAGCCCCUGGUGGGUUAGAGCCGGAGGGUGGUGGGAAAGCAGAGCCCAUGGAGGAGAAGGCUCCAGCUGCAGUGGAGGCUGAAGAAGGGAAGGCAAAACCCACCAAGGAGGCAGCCUUGGCUGCAGCACAGGCUCAGGAUGGGGGCAAAGAAUCUGCAAAGGAGAACCCCACAUCUGGUGCCAAGGAGAAGGCUCCAGCUCCUGUGAAAGCCCAGGGUGGAGGGAAGGCAGCAGCCAAGGCAGAGAAAACCCCAGCAGAUAAAAAACCUGUGAAGACGAAGGCUCCGGCUCCUGCGAAGGCUCAGGAUGGAGAGGAACAAGCGGCAAAGGCAGAAGAAGCCUCAGCUGCAAAAACAGCUCAGAAGGGUGACAAAGAGGAGCCUGCAAAGGAGAAGGCUGCGGGUCCUGCGAAGAAGGCCCCAGAUGCUGCAAAGGCUCAUGAUGGAGAGAAGGCAGCAGCAAAGGCAAAGGAAACCCCAGCUGCAAAGAAGCCUCAAGGUGGAAACAAAGAGGAACCUGCAAAGGAGAAAGCCCCGGCUCCUGCAGAAGCGCAGGGUGGAGGGGAGAGAGCUCCAAAGGUGGAAGAACCCCCAGCGGCAUCGAAGGCUGAGGAUGGAGACAAGGAAGAGCCUGCCAAGGAGGAAGCCACGGCUCCCGCAAAGGAGGCUCCGGCCGCUGGGAGGGCUCAGGAUGGAGGGGCGAAAGCUGCAGAGGUGGGAUCCCCCCCAGCUGCGGCAGAGGCCGGGGAUGGAGGCGAGGAGCCCGCAGAGGCAGCGGCCACGGCUGCGGCCCCGGGUGAAGGGGAGCAAGCAGCAAAGGCGGAGACGGGCAAGGAGCAGCCGAGGGGCGCUGAGCCCCCGCGCCCGGCUCUGCUGCAGAGCCUGAGCUGCCCGGCCCCCUGCCAAAGGGACGAGCAGCCCUGGGCGGAGGGGCCGGCGAUGGAGGUGAUACUGGAGGAGACCACGGUGAUGGAGCCGGCAGAGCCCGGCCCGCUCCCGGCAGCCCAGGGGGACCUGCAGCCCCCCGGCACCCCACAGGAGAGGACAUUGCCCAGCGCCACGGGGCAGGCCCCGGGCCCCGCCGGGGCUGCGGAGCAGCCUGGCCCUGCGGGACAACCGCCCUCGACGGAGGCAGAGCCACCCCCGAGCCCCUACCUCACCCCCGACUUCGGGAAGGAGGACCCGUUCGAGAUACUGGAUGAUGUCCCUCCGCCACCAGCGCCCUUUGCUCACCGCAUCGUCACCCUGCGGUCUGCCAGCAUCAGCUCCCAGUUCAACCUCAGCUCCAAGGAGAUCCUGGGGGGGGGCAAGUUUGGUGAAGUCCACACGUGCACAGAGAAGCAGACAGGGCUCAAGCUGGCGGCCAAAGUGAUCCGGAAACAGGGUGCCAAGGACAAGGAGAUGGUGCUGCUGGAGAUCGAUGUGAUGAACCAGCUGAACCACCGCAACCUCGUCCAGCUCUACGAUGCCAUCGAGACGCCGCGGGAGAUCAUCCUCUUCAUGGAGUUUGUGGAGGGCGGUGAGCUCUUUGAGCGGAUCAUCGAUGACGACUACCAGCUGACGGAGGUGGACUGCAUGGUGUUCGUGCGGCAGAUCUGUGAGGGCAUCCGCUUCAUGCACCACAUGCGUGUCCUCCACCUCGACCUCAAGCCUGAGAACAUCCUCUGCGUCGCUGCCACUGGGCACAUGGUGAAGAUCAUUGACUUUGGGCUGGCUCGAAGGUACAACCCCCAGGAGAAGCUGAAGGUGAACUUUGGCACCCCCGAAUUCCUCUCCCCUGAGGUGGUCAACUACGAGCAGGUCUCCUACACCACGGACAUGUGGAGCAUGGGUGUCAUCACCUACAUGCUGCUCAGCGGCCUCUCCCCCUUCCUGGGGGACAACGACACCGAGACGCUCAACAACGUCCUGGCUGCCAACUGGUACUUUGAUGAGGAGACCUUCGAGAGCGUCUCCAACGAGGCCAAGGACUUCGUUUCAAACCUCAUCAUCAAGGACAAGAGCGCCCGGAUGAGCGCCAGUCAGUGCCUGGAGCAUCCCUGGCUCAACAACCUGGCAGAAAAGGCCAAACGCUGCAACCGGCGGCUCAAGUCCCAAGUGCUGCUCAAGAAAUACGUCAUGAGGAGGCGCUGGAAGAAAAACUUCAUCGGGGUGUGCGCUGCCAACCGCUUCAAGAAGAUCACCAGCUCGGGGUCCCUGACGGCGCUGGGCAUCUGA